AUGAAAACAGUAACACCUUCACCUAUAUUACCAAUAUGUUCUAUGAAUCCUGAAUCAUUAGAGACUAUAUCAUCGAUAAAUCCACAUUCACAUGGUUGUUCAACAAUUUCUAAUUGGUUUACUGGUAAAAAUAAAGAAAAUGUUCAUGAUAAAAGAUCAAGUGUAAAACGGAGAAAAUAUGAAGAAAUUCAAGGAACUGUAGUAUUUGAUCAAACAAGCAAUUCUGAUGUAUAUGACAGAAUUUUAAAAAAUAGUAUAUUGGGUACGAGAUUAGUGAAAAAAGCUGUUAUAUGCAAUCGUCGAUCAGGUGCCAUAAAUGCUUAUGGACCAGAGGAUUUUACACCAUCUAUUGAACAAAUUAAUAAAUUUAUGAUAUUAGCACAAGCUGAACGAGCAGAUCGUGUAAUUAUAGAUAAACACUUUCAAAUAGCUAUGGAUUCUUGUUUAUAUAAAGAUGUAGAUGAUGAAACUGGUGUACUUUUAGCGGAUAUAAUUCAAUAUUAUACAAGACCAAAUACAAAUGAAUAUAAUAUUGGUAAAUAUGAAUUAUGUGGUUUAUUAACAAAAAAUUCUCUAUUAAUUGCAAUCUAUGAAAUUGGUAAUCGAACUAAUGAUGCAAAACAAUUAUUAAUUGAAAUGCGAGAUUAUUUUGAUGCUCAAGGAAUGUAA
Messenger RNA from Schistosoma intercalatum, 669 nucleotides. The record is from the annotation of a GenBank genome assembly. Lineage: Eukaryota; Metazoa; Platyhelminthes; Trematoda; Strigeidida; Schistosomatidae.